AUGGAUAAUAAUUAUAAUAAUUCAAACUUUAUUGAUGAAGAUGAUUUACGACUGUCAACAACUAAUUCUCAUCCAAAUGUUAAUUGCAGUGCUCCUUGCAAUUACAAUAAUAAUAAUGACUGUCCCAUGAUGAAUAUCAAUACAUCUGGUAGCGUUACUACGUCUUCGCAAUCUUACCCUACUACAUCAUCAGAUCCCCCGCAUCCCUUACCGCAAUAUAUUCAACAAAUUCAACCUGUUUAUCAACAAAAUAUUGAAAAUAACAUUCAACAACACACUACUCAGCCUAUUACCCAGAACGUACCGCAAAAUAAUUACAAUACUUCUCGUUAUACUCACUUCCCCUCCAAUGAUUAA
Rhizophagus irregularis DAOM 181602=DAOM 197198 is the source of this 357-nucleotide messenger RNA. RefSeq lists its product as uncharacterized. The record is from RefSeq and is a predicted model, not a curated record. Lineage: Eukaryota; Fungi; Glomeromycota; Glomeromycetes; Glomerales; Glomeraceae.